UCCAGGCUCAAAAAAAAAAAAAAAAAGACAUUAGCGACAUCGAGCGAUUCGGCGGCGGCGCGCAGGCGUGAAGCUGCGGCGGCCGGCGCUGGGCGCAGGAAACACCGCGGAGGCGCGGGACCGGCGCGGCGAGGCGGCUUCGCGUCUCUGUAACCUGUAGAAGUCGGCUGGAGCGGAGGCGUGGGCUGCGCCUGCGCGGACUGCGGCGGCCGACGAAGGCAACCCAACGUCCGGCCACCCCUACAAGUCGGCCGUGCCCGAUAAGGAUUUGCUUUUUCUUCGACCUUGACUAGUCAAAAUCCUGAGCGCACCACUCCAGGGAACCUCCCUGCCCGGCCACCGCUCGCCGCAUCAGUCCGGAGGAACUGCUCCCCUUCAAUUCAUUGCUCCGCCGCUGCAGUGUAUGCCAAGAUGCAAGGUGGGGAGAAGGAGAGGGUGACCAUGGAGGUCACCGACGAGAUGAUCAAGACCAUGGAGGUCGGCUUGGCCUUCCGGGACUAUAAUGGCAGAAUUAGUUCUAUGGAUUUUCACAGCAAGGCUACAAACUAUUUUGUGACAGCCAGUGAUGAUGAAUCAAUACGCCUAUAUGACAUUCAAAGUGCUGUAUGUUUGAAGACCAUUAAUAGCAAAAAAUAUGGGGUUGAAUUGGUGUGCUUCACUACGAACCCAAGUCUUGUCCUGUAUUCCUCGAAGAAUGGCUGGGAUGAAUCUCUGCGGCUGCUCUCUCUGAAUGAUAACCGGUUUGUAAGAUAUUUCAAAGGCCAUCUUGACAGGGUUGUUGCUAUGUCGUUAUGCUAUGAGAAAGAUAGUUUUCUUUCUGCUUCACUUGAUCGAACUGUUCUCCUUUGGGAUCUGAGGGCCGACAAAGCACAGGGCUUACUGCGUGUGCAAGGGAGGCCUGCAGUUUCAUAUGAUGAUCAGGGUUUAGUUUUUGCAGUUGCGUACGGUGGUUUCAUAAGGAUGUUUGAUGCUCGAAAAUUCGAGAAGGGGCCUUUUGAUAUUAUCUCUGUUGGUAAUGAUGAUUCUGAAGCCAAUGUCAUAAAGUUCAGCAGUGAUGGACGGCGUCUACUUUUGACCACCAAAGCAGGGCAUAUUCAUGUGCUAGAUUCAUUUCAUGGAAACCAUAUAGCAACUUUCAAAGUAAAACCAGCUGUCACCAAUUCAACAUUGGAGGCAUCAUUCAGCCCUGAUGGAAACCAUGUCAUAUCUGGCUCUGGUGAUGGUAGCGUUUAUGCUUGGAGUGUUAGAAGUGGAAAGAAAGUAGCACGCUGGGGAAGCACAGAUAAUGAACCACCAUUGGUUAGGUGGGCUCCAGGAUCAUUGAUGUUCUUGACUGGAUCUUCAGAACUAUCCUGCUGGGUCCCAGACCUAUCCAAGCUGGGAUCGUUUGCCGUUACUAAGUAAAUUCGAACGAUAUGAGAUUGAUUACCUCAUUACCAUUAUUCUGGCAUACGAGUGAUCGGUGCAGCUUUAUCAAGUAAGCAUAUCUAGGUAGCAAUGGUGUUCAGACUUUCUAGUUGACACUCAGCUCUGAAUAUGAGGAACAAUAGGCAAUAGUGUUGUAUGUGUAGAUGUUCACUUUUUAUCUUGAUGUAUCAUUGUGUUUUUUAUGACACAAUUUGCCUUCAUAGAGUGUAUAAUUGUAAAGUAAGCUCUUCAUUGCGCACAGGCGGGAUGCUUACUUGAAACUCUCACACUGCAUGAAGAGGUUUUAACGAUUACCAUGUUUUAGUGUUGUUCCAUCAUGUAGGGCUGCAUGAUGUCAGUAGCUGAUAUUAUUAAUUGGGUGAGUAGAUGUGCAAAUUUUUUUUUGUAGCGGCAUACCCUUGCACCAAUUCACCUUUGUAACGAGGUGAACUUGUGACAUUUAUGUUUGAAGAUGCCUUCAUAGUUAGGGCACUUGGUUACCAAGUAUGUGUUUGUGAUGUCUUGAUGAUAAUACACGUGGCCUGCAAGUUAGUGAUGUAUUUGGGGCUGGAUGGCCAAUCAAGGAUGGAACAAUUUGUUGAUGACUGGCUACAGUAAUGUCUUAACCUCUCUUCAAUCUUCCCAA
Molecule: messenger RNA, 2053 nt
Organism: Lolium perenne
Lineage: Eukaryota; Viridiplantae; Streptophyta; Magnoliopsida; Poales; Poaceae
Product: protein ANTHESIS POMOTING FACTOR 1
Cellular component (GO): Set1C/COMPASS complex
Molecular function (GO): chromatin binding; protein binding
Source: RefSeq, a predicted model, not a curated record